AUGCCACACUCGCUAUUACUGCAUUCAUUUAUCUUGAUUGCCACAACCAUAAUAGUGUUUGUAUCGCAAAUAACUUGCGUCUAUGCAGAUUGGUAUCUUCCUGCUAAACAAGUUGGUUGCUACUCUCAAAUAUCAAAUGGCAAUUCACAAGGAGACUACCAGUGGCAAUCUUCAGGUUGGUGCUCUUCUGUUGGAUGUGCCAAUAGCCCAUAUAUCGCCAUAAAAGACAAGGAGUGCAUAUGCUUAUCCAGCUUGCCCUCAAGCAAGGCUGACGGCUCAAGCUGUAAUAUUCCUUGUCCAGGUUAUGGUUCGGAACUGUGUGGUGGAUCAAACGAUUAUUCAGUAUUUGUUGGAAAAGGUAGUAGUGGAGACGACUCGUCGUCUUUGUCAUCACCUUCAGAAAACUCUGCAUCAACAACAGCAGAAGCAGCUUCAUCAAGUCAACAAUCUUCUUCUGCUUCUGCUUCUGCUUCUGCUUCUGCUUCCUCCCCAGCAGGAGCAAACAACAACCAACAAUCUUCAACAACGGUCAAUGGUGCAGAUGGAAGCUCUUCCAACACAGCAGCUGCCACAACAAUCCAAACAACUACUACCAACAGCAACAGCAACAACAACAACAACAGUCCUUCCGUAGUAAUAAUCACCAGUACUGCUAGCUCAAGUGGUGGCGAUAACGGAGGUGUCAUUUACAGAACAGUCACUCAAAGUGCGUCAUCAGCCACAACUUCAUUAUCUUCAUCAACUGCAGAAACACAAUCUACUUCUGCAUCAAAGUCUUCAUCCUCCACAUCUACUUCUACUUCAACUAGUGAUUCUAAGGAAUCAAAUGCAGACGGUAAUGGUGGCAAGAAAACUUCUGCUGGAGCUAUAGCUGGAGGAGUAGUUGGUGGUGUUGUUGGGGCAUUGGCUAUAGCCGGUGCUGCACUCUUUUUCAUUCGCAGAAGGAGAUCCCAAGACGACGAUUAUGACGAUUACGACGAAGAAGGAUUUUACAAUGAGAAACUGAGCACAGGAGGAGGAGGAGGAGGAGUUGGUGGUGCUGGUGCUACCACUGGUGCUGGUGCCGGUGCCGGAGGUUCGAUAACGCGAGGAAUUGGGUCACACAAGGGCUCGUCUAAAAAGAAUAACAAGCAAAGAGUACCUUCACCUUUAGAUAUGCCCAUGGUUAAUCCAUUCCAGCACCCAGACGAUGAUUUAGUACUGAAUAAUACCUCAACUUCAGCUACAGGAAACCCAAGUAUACGGCAGUAUCAAGGAACAAACGGAAACGGACAUGGGAAUGGGGCUGGCGGCUUUGUUGAUCCUAGAUUGAACCCAGUAAUGUUUGGUAGAAGGCGAUUAUCGGAUGGUUCUUUGGCGGACGAGGCAACCGAUUUCCGUGGGAAAAUGUUACAAGUGGCAAACCCUGAUGAAAAUUGA
Lodderomyces theae is the source of this 1419-nucleotide messenger RNA. RefSeq names its product Wsc1p (gene WSC1). Bases 1 to 1419 code for a protein of 472 amino acids. The record is from RefSeq and is a predicted model, not a curated record. NCBI's taxonomy places the organism in Eukaryota, Fungi, Ascomycota, Pichiomycetes, Serinales, Debaryomycetaceae. The transcript has a single exon.